Thamnophis elegans (Western terrestrial garter snake) is the source of this 4480-nucleotide messenger RNA. It is a transcript of the gene BICD1, whose product is annotated as BICD cargo adaptor 1. Gene Ontology annotation, biological process: positive regulation of receptor-mediated endocytosis; regulation of microtubule cytoskeleton organization; protein localization to organelle. Lineage: Eukaryota; Metazoa; Chordata; Lepidosauria; Squamata; Natricidae. The record is from RefSeq and is a predicted model, not a curated record. Gene Ontology annotation, molecular function: cytoskeletal adaptor activity; dynactin binding; dynein complex binding. Gene Ontology annotation, cellular component: cytosol; Golgi apparatus.
AUGGCUGCAGAAAAGAUCUUGGAGACCCUGGAUCACUAUAAAUCGGAGAUUGAGCGGUUGACCAAAGAACUGACUGAGACCACCCAUGAAAAGAUCCAGGCGGCUGAAUAUGGGCUGGUGGUCUUGGAAGAGAAGCUGACCCUUAAACAGCAGUACGAUGAGCUGGAAACUGAAUAUGAUGUCCUCAAACAGGAGCUGGAGCAGCUGAGAGAGGCAUUUGGACACUCAUUCUCCGUCCACCGUAAAGUAGCUGAAGAUGGUGAGACCAGGGAGGAGACCCUCCUUCAGGAGUCGGCAUCCAAGGAAGCUUAUUAUCUUGGGAAGAUCUUGGAAAUGCAGAACGAGCUGAAGCAAAGUAGAACGGUGGUUACCAACGUUCAAGCGGAGAAUGAACGACUGACAGCAAUUUUGCAGGACUUGAAAGAGAACAAUGAAAUGGCAGAGUUGCAGAGGAUUAGGAUGAAAGAUGAAAUCCGAGAGUAUAAAUUUAGGGAGGCGCGGCUUCUUCAGGAUUACACUGAACUUGAAGAAGAAAACAUUACUUUGCAAAAGCUGGUUUCCACACUGAAGCAGAAUCAGGUGGAAUAUGAAGGCUUGAAACAUGAGAUAAAACGAUUUGAGGAAGAGACGGUGUUGCUUAAUAGCCAGCUAGAAGACGCCAUCCGGUUGAAGGAGAUUGCUGAACAUCAGCUAGAGGAGGCCUUGGAGACCUUAAAGAAUGAAAGGGAGCAGAAGAACAAUCUGAGGAAGGAACUGUCUCAGUAUAUCAAUUUAAACGAUAGCAUGUAUAGUAAUCACAUUAAUAUCUCAGUAGAUGGAUUAAAGUUUGGAGAAGAUGGGAAUGAACCCAAUAAUGAUGACAAGAUGAAUGGACAUAUUCAUGGUCCUCACAUGAAACUGAAUGGGGAUUUUCGGACUCCCAGCGUUAGGAAAGGAGAAUCUUUGCACCCCGUCUCUGAUCUCUUCAGUGAGCUGAACAUCUCUGAAAUGCAGAAACUGAAGCAGCAGCUCAUGCAGGUGGAGCGUGAGAAAGCUAUUCUGCUGGCUAAUCUUCAGGAAUCCCAGACGCAGCUGGAGCACACCAAAGGGGCCCUCACCGAACAGCAUGAACGUGUCCAUAGGCUCACCGAACACGUCAACGCAAUGAGGGGUCUGCAAAGCCACAAAGAGCUGAAAGAAGUCGAUUUUGAGAAAGGCCGAGAUUCUGGGGAGGAAACCCACGAUUAUGAAGUGGACAUCAACGGCUUGGAGAUCCUAGAGUGUAAAUACAAGGUAGCCGUUACCGAGGUGAUUGACCUCAAAGCUGAAAUCAAAGCCUUAAAAGAGAAGUACAAUAAGUGCGUUGAAAACUACACCGAGGAAAAGGACAAGUAUGAGAGCAAGAUCCAGAUCUACGACGAGCAGGUCUCCAGCUUGGAAAAGUCAACGAAGGAAAGCCACGAGAAAAUGGUGCAGAUGGAAAAGGAGGUGCAAAGGAUUACAGGCGUUGCCAACGAGAACCACAAUACCCUCAAUGCCGCUCAGGAUGAGCUGGUGACUUUCAGCGAAGAGCUGGCUCAACUCUAUCAUCAUGUCUGUCUGUGUAACAACGAGACUCCGAAUAGGGUUAUGCUGGAUUAUUACAGGCAAAGUCGAGUUACGAGAAGUGGGAGCUUGAAGGGACCUGACGAUCCAAGAGGGCUGCUAUCUCCACGCCUUGCCAGGAGAGGGACGGCACUCCCUGUAGAAAUCAGGGUGCCAACUGAACAGGGUUCAAAAGAGAGCACAGAAGCCAAUAAAGAGCCCAGCCCAACAAAGACCCCCACCAUUUCUCCUGUCAUUACAGCCCCUCCUUCCUCCCCGGUUUCUGACACCAGUGACAUUCGGAAAGAGCCCAUGAAUAUUUACAACCUCAAUGCCAUAAUACGGGACCAAAUCAAGCACUUGCAGAAAGCAGUAGAUCGGUCAUUGCAGCUGUCCCGGCAGCGUGCAGCGGCCCGUGAACUGGCACCUAUGAUUGAUAAGGACAAGGAGGCUUUAAUGGAAGAAAUAAUGAAAUUAAAGUCCCUGCUUAGCACGAAAAGGGAACAGAUAGCAACCCUCAGGGCAGUGUUGAAAGCCAACAAGCAGACAGCAGAAGUGGCCCUGGCGAACCUGAAGAAUAAAUAUGAGAACGAGAAAGCCAUGGUAACAGAAACGAUGACUAAACUGCGCAACGAAUUAAAAGCUUUGAAAGAAGAUGCAGCAACCUUCUCAUCCUUGAGAGCCAUGUUUGCAACCAGGUGUGAUGAGUAUGUCACCCAGUUGGAUGAGAUGCAGAGGCAAUUGGCAGCUGCAGAGGAUGAGAAAAAGACCUUAGAUUCUUUGCUGCGGAUGGCUAUCCAGCAAAAGCUCGCCCUGACUCAACGCUUGGAAGACUUAGAGUUUGAUCACGAGCAGUCCCGGCGGACCAAAGGCAAAUUUGGGAAAACCAAGAUCGGCAGCCCUAAAGUAAGUGAGGAGGCAUCAGCCACCGUGUCAACCAUAGACACUUUCCUCCUGCAUAGUCAGGGCCCACAACCACCAAACAUACUGGUCAGCAGUGGCACUCAGAGGAAAAGACAAUUCUCACCUUCCCCUUGUGAUCAGAGCCAUUCCAGGACUUCAGGGACCUAUCUACUGCCUUUAUUAAGAACCCCCUCAGAUCACACCUCCACAGAGCCAUUUCUUCUGAGGGGCCCCAUUUCCAUGAAUGAAUCCUUCCAUGGGCACCGUCUCAGCAAGGAAAAAAGGUUAACCGUAGCCAUCCCAGUCGUGGCUCCAGUGGAACGUUUCCAAGUACAGGACAUCUCUCCUGAGGAACACUUGAGAGCCAUUUUGAUGGAUUUGGCAUCUAGGCCCAAAACAUGUUACCAAAAACAAGAUUGUCAGCAGCCUGCUGCCUCACUACCGCCACACGGCUCACAACUAACCAGGAGGCAACGCUGUCAGACUGUCAGUCCUGAUGUAGCUCUUCCAGAAGAACAGCCACAUUCCAGCUCUCAAUAUACCCCUCCUGUCAGCUGUCUACUUAAGCCUCCUCCUUAACAUCGUGCUUCAUAUGCAACCUAAGAUUUUUUGGGGAAAUCUCACCACAUGGACUGAACUGGAGUUCUUACAGCAAAGGAACAGUUUGUAUCAAGCAUGACUGCCUUGUUGCUGCUGCUGAGUCCAGACACCAUCUAGAGUCUUAACAAAGGAAGGCAUGUGGAAACGCUUUAAAGCACAGUGCCCAGACUGCUGAAAAAUCUUCAAGGUUCCUUUGUGUGCAUCAUCUGAUCAAAACUACCCAAAGGAAGUCAGACUUGUUCCUUCCAAUUGUUUGGCUAGGACUACUAAUGUGCCGGGAACCUAGACUCCUACCGAAUAAAAGCAAAGAAAAUAUGCUACCAGUCUUAUUUUGCCCAUUCAGCUCAAGCUACUAACUCCAUAUGGCAUUUUAUAUAUAUAUAUAUUUUCCCUGACAUAUUUGCACCAAAAAGUAUGGUUAUUAGAAAUGACGUGUGGAUGAGUUUUUUAAACUUUUUUAAAAAAUAAUUUACAUUGAGAUUUGUUUUGUUUUUUUUGUUCAGUUAGGAUUUGUUUUUAUUUUAAUUUUAAAAUGUAUACAUAUUUUAUUUGGAGAUAGCUCGCCUUGGGCAAAAUACAGCCUGGUGUUUUGUUUGUUUUAUUGCACAACAUUGUAGAAGAUACAUUGAAAUGAAUGUGUAUUGGGGGGGGGAAUUGCAGAGGAAGUUGGGUGUGCCAAAAUUGCAUCAAAAUAAAUAGGCACACAAUGAAGCACUUACAUUGCAUUGAUUUCAAGAUAAUUCUGGCAUGCCUCAUUUUCUCUGAACUGUGUCUUUUGACUGGUACUACAGAAGUCUGCUGCACUGGUAUUGUUUACACAGUUGUUUUAUACAAUACUGUAUUAGCUGCUGGUUCCUUUAUACCUUCAAACUGAUUAAGCCUGAAAAAGGGUUUUCUUGAAUAAUAUAUGCAUAAUUGUUUCCUUGUGCUUAUUUUUGUGUUUCAGGGUAUCAUUUUGUUUUAAGGAUCUUUUCCUUUUUUUUCUGGGCAAACUAAUGACUCGGUGCUUUUUUCAGUUUUAUUGUUUGGUAUCCAGACAAAAAAAAAUUCAAAUGAACUUGAAGUAAACAUAAUGUAUUUUAUGAUAAUUGAAAUAAAUGCAGGAUACCUUUCACUUUACUCCCAAAUCCAGUAUUAUCAGACUAGGGCCUUCCUUUGAUAAAAACCAAGUGGUGGUGGGGUAACAGAUGAUCAAAAUUGGCGCAUUUGGUGGGGAAUAUUAAGCAAAGGAAGUGGGAUUGGUAUCUUGGAUUGAAGAACAUAGGUUUAGAUUCUUGCUUUAAGAGAUUGUCUGAACUGUCAGCAGUUUUUAUUCUAGCCCAUUCCAUAACAAAUAACUCAGGUCAGGGUGCACAGGUUGUUCCUGCAUUGCUUGGCAUUCUUCGUUCAAGAAUUUUCCCAUUAAAUUUGAGAA